ACAUUUAAAAGGGUAUGAUUUUUUUUUCUCUUUCUAAGGGUAUAUCGUUCAGCUGAUAUAGCAAUCUGCCAAUUACAUAGAUUAUACCUGAAUAAGAUUAAAAGAACUAUAGUUACGAUGAUAAUUAGUAUUACUGAAAACCAGUAAAAACGAGAACAAAUAAACAAAUCGAAUGAUUUUACGACAAAAAAUUCAAGUGAACUUUAUUCUCUCAUAAGAUCUGAUUGUUGAGGAUGAGAAAAUAAUUAAUUUUUUUCAAUAAAACUUAUGAAAUAUAAAGGUCAUACUAGUUUUAUUAUCUCACUGCUUUGUUAGUUAAACUGAGUAGAUCUUACACAGAAAACAGAAUGAUAAGUUGCCUUCUGAUAUCAAUUUUUGCAUUACGUUUUGUGACGGCUACAGAACAACCAAAGUUGGAUUAUGGCCAUAAAGAUCUUGCCUGUGAUGCUUUGGAUUUCGUUCAAGAAGAAGUUAUAUACCUUUUAAAACAAGGACAAUUCAAGAGAAAUUUAAUUGAGUACAUAUCAUCAGUGAUAUGUGACAAUUUGGAUCAACAAUCUCAAAGACAUAAAUGCAAUACUCAUAUAGCUAGUCAAACUAAACUAUUUUUGAAGAAUUUCAUUGAAGCAUCAACACAUAAACGUAUUAACUCAAUGUUGAGCUGGUGUCAUCCAUAUGCUGCAAAUCUGAAAGACGAUAACUCAAGCUACUUGUGUAGUGGAUGUGAAACUGUGAUAACAUUUGUGAAAACACUGACAGUAUCCUCAACUGCUAAAGAUCUUAUUCACGAAGCUGUUACAAAACUUUGUUCAUUAGCUGGAGCUUUACAAACUCAGGUGAGAAUCUAACAAAAUAAAAUGAUUCUUUUUUAAAUUAUAUCGAGUUGAACGUAAAUAUGAAAACAAAAGUGAUGAGUAGGUGAAUUGUAAAGACCAAUGUAAUUUGAAGUUUUAUGUAUCUUUGAAAUCUUCUCUAUACAUUUCCACUUGUACUGAAGUUGUGAACUUCCACGUCAGUUUAUUAAUAUUGUGUAGUAGACAAUAAGCAAAUGGUAUUUUUGAACAAGCUUUCAGGUAAAAAGAAUUUUAAAAAGUUGAAAACCAACAUUUGACAACUUUGGUAUCUCUAAAAAAUACAUGUGGUAUACUAUUAAUUAUCUGACAUUGAAAAACUCUAAAUCAGUCUUCUAACUAAAUAUAAUUCUUAGAAAAUUUGAGCACGGUCAUAAUUAUUAUUAUCACCAAUGAUAAAUUUCUCAUGGAUUUCGCCGAUGACUUGUGCCUGAUGUCACAUAAACUUGAAGAUCUACAGCCAAAAACUAACAAGUUGACAGAAGCGGCAAAGUGGUGAAGACGGGACUUCAAGUGAAUAUAGAAAAGACAGAGGUGAUGAAGAUACCGCACCACCACCAUCAACAACAACAAACUCCAAUCACCAUCAAGGGGAGAAACUUAAGGGAAGUAACCUCCUUCACCUAUCUAGGAAGCACUGUUUCAACUACAGGCAGCACAGGCACAGACGAGGAUGUCAAAGUCAGCCAGGAUCGGAAAGACAGGAAGACAGGCGUUCAUUAGCCUGAAACGGGUGUGGAGAUCUUCUGCACUCCAUUCAGCAUGUGGAACAGGAUCCGGAUUUUCAACACCAACGUCAAGUCAGUGCUUCUGUGUGAUGGUUCAGAGACUUGGCGCGUCACGAAAGGGAUUUCCAAUAAACUACACACAUUCAUCAACAACUGCUUACGCUGGCUCGCUACUGAAGAUCAGAUGGAUUGCCAGAAUAAUGAGAAUAAGCAACAAGGAGCUCUGAGAACGAACCAACCGAGAAUCUAUCACUCAACAAAUAUGCAGAAGGAGGAAGUGGAGAUGGAUUGGGCAUGCACUGAGAAGGCCGACUGGGGACAUCACGCGUCACGCCCUCGAGUGGAACCCAGAUGGAAAGCGACGAGUUGGACGUCGGUGCUGAAGGUGACAUGGAGGAGGUCGUGCGAGGAGGAAAUGAGAGGUUGUGGGCUGUCGUGGAACCAGGUUCAAAAGAUCUCAGAGAACAGAGUUCACUGGAGACGUGCUACUGAAGCCCUAUGUUCCAUUAGGAACCCAGGGGACUUAUAAUAAUAAUAAUGAUAAAUUUCUCAGGGGAAAGUGCCAUAUCUACAAGUAAAUGUGUCGGUAUUCUACUCUUCAGGACUACACAACACCAUCAGAUUCUUUAUCGUAUAAUUCGUUUCAUACUAUAUUUUGUGACAGAUUUAUAAUUAUUGUAAUGUAGACUACUUCAAUAUAAAAAGCAACAAAGUUAUAGAAAAAGUGAUUUGUAUUCUCCUUUUAUUUCAGCAUUACUGUUGUCCAUGUCAUAUAUAGUGUAUAUUUUAAAUGAAAAUAGUGCACAUAUGCACAGUUAGACUCCAUACAAUUUCUAUAGUUAAAGGUAGUUAUUCAAUCGAAAGUAAUGGGGAUAUUUUGGCAAAAAUCUGUUGUAACUCACUGGGGUUAAACACAUCCCUUCUGGUUCAUUAAAGAAACAAAAGAAUAAUGGGACAAUUGUUGACCUUUUAACAACAAAAUAAUGCUAUGUUAGAGACGUAUGAUAAAUUGGUAUUGAUAUAAAAACAAAACUUGGGAAAUGUUGUGUAAUAUAGUUCAAUAUUAGAUUUGUUUAUUUGAUAUACAGGACACAGCGAUACAGUAUUAUUUACUUGAUGACGUUUCGAGCAUAAAUUAUCACUGCUCAUAACCAUAUCAAUGUAAUCACACUACUUCCAACAAUCCAUUUUUAUAGUCCUGUUACCUAAUCAUUCUUUGUUUUUAUUGAUAGUAAAAUAUUACAUAUCUCCGGUAUAUGUGUUGCCUCAUUCCAGUUACAUCUGUUGGGUUGCGUACUGAUUUGACGAACAAAGAUUCACUAGUCAAUCUUUCCCUUCACCUUAUUAUAUAUUGGACCUCAGUACAGCAAUUUUAUCUCAUCCAUUCUAUUGUGUGAGGUUGUGUUAACGCAGACAUUGCAAUAGCUGAGUGUUUUCCUUGAAUAUUAAUCUUACUGGAGUCUAUCAUUCUGUAUAUAACUAAAUUCUUACGUUUCGCUGAUUGAACUGACCUCGUUCGGUUAGUUUGACUUAUGUGCUUGAUCUGACAGUCAUUGCAUUGAAUUUGGUAGACUGGAUUAUUUUCCUGAAUUAGAUCUAUUGGAUGCUUAAGUCAGCAAGGUUUAUCUAUGAUUUAGUUUGUAGGUUCAAAUAUCACACUGAUUUCGACGUUGUUGAGAAUCCUAAGUAAAGUUUCUAAUGUUCCUUCCUCAUAUCUGGUAACACAACAAAGGCUGUAAACUUAUUUUUACUCGUGUUGUCACCAUUUUUCGUGUUCGUAUUAUUGUUAUUAUUUUGUUUCUCAUGUGUUCGUACGAAUUUCGUAAUAAACGGUAGAGAAUAAUUAUUAGCUAUUAACGCUUCUUUUAUGUGCUUCAGUACCUUGUUUAUGUCCUCACAACGACUACUGAGUUUUUUAGCUUCAUCAUGUAGACAUUUGACUAGACCUGCUUUAAAUGAUAUUCAAAGAGAUGAUCCGUUGUCCAGAUACCUGUUAGAAUGAGUCGGUUUCCUGUAAACAACAGGAUCCAAACCAGCGUCAGUUCCUCUUUUUAUGAGUAAUUUUCCUUGUUCAUUUUCUACCUCAAGUGAAUUGGAUUAUGUCUACUUCCAAGUUCUUAUGUGUAAGGAAACUGUCGAUAUGCUCCAAUUUCAACACAGUAAAUGUGUCAUCUAAAUAUCGCUAUCACACCUUAGGUGCAGGGUUAUACGUUUAUAAAGCCGUCCUCCAACUAUCCGUGAAUAUAUCUGCUAAGAUUGAGGAUAUUGUUGAUCACAUUGUCACUCCUUCUGUUUGUUAAUAUUUGGACCUAUAAACUAAUUCAUAGAUAAACCCUGUCGACUAAAGCAUACAAUAGAUCAAAUUCAACACCUAGUCCAACAUAUGUAAUGGGAAUGAGGCUACACGUAUACCAGAGAUAUGUAAUAUUUUACUAUCAAUAAAAAAAAAAGAAUGAUUAGGUGACAGGACUAUAAAAAUGGAUUGUUGGAAGUAGUGUGAUUACAUUGAUAUGGUUAUGCGCAGUGAUGAUUUAUGCUCGAAACGUCAUCAAGUAAAUAAUACUGUACCAUUUGUGUAUUAUUAUUAUUUAUCUAUUUUUCCUUGGGUUCCUAGUGAAACAUAGGGCUUCUGUAGCACACCUCAAUUCCACCCCCUUCUCUACAGUCUUUUCAACUUGGCGCCACCACUGCCCACAAACUUUCUUUUCUUCAUCACAUCAUCUCCUCUACUCCACCCUCAGAUGGGACACCCAACUCGUCGUUUCCCCUUCGGAUUUCACUCGACGGCCUGGCAUGAACUGAGGUGUGGUGUCCCUAAUCCGCCUUCUCAGUGUAUGCCCAAUCCAAUCCAUCUCCACUUUGUUGGAUGAUGGGUUCUUGGUUGGUUCGAUGUCAGCCAGCCACACUUCCUUCUUACUUAUUCUCACUAUUCUGGCCAUCCAUCUGAUUUUGAGUAUGGGGCUAGAGUAGGCAGCUGUUGACGUGAUGUAUGUCUGUAGUUUGUUGGAGAUGCUUUUCUUGACACGUCAAGUUUUUGAACCACAUUAGAGCAGUGGUUUUGAUAUCCUUGUCUGCGCCGCCUGCAGUUGAAUUGAUGCUGCCUAAGUAGGUGUGGGUGAAAGAGAUAAUUUCAUUUGGGUUCCUCCUGUUGAUGGUGAUUGGUGCUUGUUGUUGAUGCUGUUAUUUGUUGAGUAUCUUCAUCACCUCUGUCUUCUCUGCAUUCACUUGAACUCCUAUUUUCGUUAUGUGCUGUAUAUCAAAUAAACAAAUCUUGCAAGGAAAGUCAACAUUUCUAAUGACUUUCAGCAAGUGCUGGUAACGUUUGCGUUGAUAAAUGCCUAAACCAUUUCAAAUAAUAUGUUAUUAAAAAUGCACCUGCAUCAUGUAAAACGCCAAAAUAUUACCACCAAGUUUUGAACUAUUGGGAGUGAAUAAAGUCUUGUUUUUAUUAUUGCUAGCAGAAUCGAAAAGAUAAACAGUUGAAUCAAAUUAGAUACAUAAAUACCUAUUACUUCACGUUAUUACAUUUGCAAAAUGCAAAAAAUUACAGCAGAAGAAAGUUCAUAAAAGUAAGGAGAAUUGGUAAACAAAGGUUGGCUAAGUAUUCAAAGAUUCAAAGAUAAUGAAAAGCGAAUACAUCAGAGCUAUUGUUUAAAUGUUUCGGCCAUAUCGUAAAAAUUCAUUGAGUUCGGUCAAUUAAAAAGCACUGAGAAGACACGCUACAGCUUUCUACACGUGUAAGACUGCUUGUAAAGAAUUCAUAAACUUCUUAGGUUGACAACUAUCUUAGGUCCUACUCCAGCCGAAAUUGAAUAUCAACUUAAAAAAUGACUGAAGUUGUGUAACAUAUGUCCUAGCUACUCUUGCUGAUGUAGGUAUGGAACCUCAUUCACUGACUUAUACAUCCUGCCUAGAAUUCUGCAUAUUAUCUUAACCGUACUCAGCAUGUGUCCUUACUGUAUAUCAGUAGUACUACGGAGACAUCUAUAAACAAAACUUGUUUCCUCCUUACAUUUCCAGUUUCAACAGAUAUUUCUUACAGAUAUUUGAAAGGACAGAGCAGACUGUUGCGCCUAGUACUCCUACUACGAUUUGCCGCUAAAGUUCUCCAAAAUGAAGGCUGUCGUGUAAGUUGGAAAGUCUUGAGUGGGUUUUCUACACUAAUUUCUGCACAAUGAGGUUCAUUCAACGUCAUUCCAUCCUUCGUCCUCUAUUCUAAAACCUGAAGUCAAUAAAGUCUACUCCUGAAGCAUCAUCUUUUGCUUGGAAUGCACUAAGUACAUGUGGAACUUACUAACGGUGUUGAAAAGACUCUACAUCUUAAUUAUCUGAAGGAAAGUUAUUACUCUUAUGGUCUUAUCGAUAAAGCUAAAGAGAUGAGAAUACCAACAGCUGGGAUCAGUAAUGCGUAUCAGGAACUUUUGUCUUCUUGUUUUUUUCUAUUUUUUUUAUCAAUUAUGCAUGAACAUAACCAAAUGAUGAGAAAUGUGCAGAAGACUGGAACUAAGCCGUAAACAUGUCUACCUCUCGUGAAUUUACUUUGCCAAGUGCCCAGCAAAGUGAAGAAUAUUUCAAACCUUAAUAUUCUGAGCAUUUUGUGAGUCAACUAGAUUAAUCUGUGGUGACUACAAGAAGAUUUCCAGCUUUAGUUAUUUAUUAGAAUCUUCAGUGGUCAAAACCAUUCUUCGAUGACCACAUAUUCUCUAGAAUUACUCUAGUUUUCCUUUAUCAUUAGUCACUAUACCUCCAUUUAAGUUUUUCAAUAUGUAAAUUAUUUUCAUAUGGUGGAUGCAUUUUAUAAUUCUUGUAGCUGAUUAGCUUUUGACCAGGUCUCAAAAUAUAGUAAAAGCCAUCGUAUUCUGAAAAUCAUGCUGCUUCUACAGUUUGACACAAGCUAGACUACUGAAAAGUGUUUCGCAGCAUAAAUUAGUAAUUCCUAGGAAAUCACUGAUAAAGUUCUCAUCCCUGUUUAUUCAUUAAAUCUCAAGUGGACAGUCAACUAUUCAAACAGCUGUGUGUGUGUGUUUUAUUCAGUGUGUUCUAUUGUUUACCUGAAGAAAUUAUCUAGAAAAAUUAUCAUGCUAGGUAGAAUAUUCUAUCAAAAAACCUUUAUUACUCGAUAGCAAAUGUCUUACGUCGAUAUGCAUAGGAUGCUGGUUCGAGAACGACUAUUUUAUAUGGAGUUAUAAUUUUUGCUUUUUACAUUUCAAGUUUAAUUUUCAACUUUCACCCACUACCAUUUCUCAUUUAAGCUCACUUUGUAUAUUACCACUAAACGUCUGAAGAUUUAAGGCUAAAAAAUAAGGUUGUUUACUUUUGUCGGUUUGCAACCAACAAGCUAAAUAAAAAAAAAUCCCCAUAGAAAACUGCCAAGUCUUUUGCUUCUGUUACCUACCCUACUUUGUUAUGAUAGUCGUGUUUUAUAUAUUUACUUUAAAAUGGACCCUUUGUAUUAGUGAAAGAUAGUGGCUAGCAGUAAGAUACAGGACGUGCGUCUCAUCCUAAUUAGGACUCGUCAGAUGGAUGUACAUGCCUUCCAGCGAGUGAUGUUGUUCCUACCAGCACUGGAACUUGGGACCGAUUGAUUCAAACACCGUAGUCAUUUACUAGACCACCAAGCAGUGAUAGCCACUUCUUUUGAGAUGGGUUUCGCUUUAAUGUUGUCGUUGAUUAGCCCGAAUCGAUCGGUUUCUAUUGGCAUAUAGGGUCCUGCACGAAUGUCUGGAUAUUGCCUAUUUCCCAAUUUUAUAUGAAUGGUGGAAAGCAUAUGCUAAUAGACAUCGAUCAUUUCUGUUCAAUCAGAAUAUCACAUCAAUGUUGGCAUAAAAUAAAAGCUUUACAAACAAAAUUGUUCUAGAAUAACUGUGUUUAUUGAUCAGAAAAGUCUGUGUGUUUAUUUAUCAUACAGAUUCACUGAAUUCUCUUACCUAUAUGGCGUACCAUUUUUGAACAUCCCAAUGUGAAAGUUUACCCUUCGAUUACAAAAGCCAUCUAAAGAGAGACGUAAUAAUUUUGUUGCAAUAUACAGGGAACCGGAUCCAGUUAUUACUGCUUUAAUCUGAAAGUCAACUCAGAAGAUAUUUAAGUUAGACUAUAAAUCACUUUUGAACACAUAUUUUCGAGAAGUGUGUCUUUGGAUGACUUUAUGCAAUGAUGAAGAAGAUUAUUCAGUAGGAGGGUACACUCCAUCUUGGUUAACCUACGCUGAACAUCAAAAUCUAUGGUGUAUGAAUGAUGCAUAGACUGACUCAUUUAUAUCUGAAUUAAAUAAGUGUAAUCAUACUGGGUGUUGAUUGAAGGUGAGAUGAAAAUUCGGACCACAGCCGGAUUCAAACCAGCGACCAAGGAGUUUACGGCCCUAUGGUCUGCUAACUGAGCUACGAAAUCCAACUGACGACCAGAUUUUUAUUUCACUUCAAUCAUCAAGGGUCUUGCCCGACUACCGUGUAAAUUCCUGAUGCGUUACUACCAUUUGAUAGUAAUCCCACUGGCCGCCUAGUCAGGACUUCUCAUCCUAAUCCAAACUGAGUUAGAGAGAAAGAACAUCAUAUUGACUGUCAUGUAACCAUCUGAGAUAUCCGCAGUUUGGAAGAAUAUUCUUUAUACUGGGUGAUGAGUGAAGGUCAGAUGAAAACUUUGACCGCUAUUGGAUUCAAACCAGUGACCACCAGCAGUCGAACUGCGUAGCUCAGUUGGUAAAGCAUCAAUCCGGAAACCUGGUGGUCGUAGGUUCGAAUCUAGUCGUGGUCAAAGCUUUCAUCUCAUCUUCAGUCAUCACGUUAUAUAGAUACUACUAUUUCAAACUACGGCUAUCUUAGAAAGUCGAAUGAUAAUAAGUGUAAUUACCAGUUUCCCACGUGGCUGACCCCAAAGGCUUUUGCAGGUGAAUCAUAAAGAUUUGACCUCAGCUUGAAACUGUUAUUUCACACUAGUAAAUGAUAUCUAAUAACUUUUAAUAAUCCAUAAAAUAACUUUUCCUGUUGUUUGCUUUCAGUGUUCACUAUUUGGCACCUUCUUUAUUGACAGUUACCUUCAGACAUUGUCUACAAUGACUCCUGAAGAAGUUUGUGAGGUAAUUAUUUUCAAUCAUAUUUAUUCGCUCCAGUGUGUAAAUACAACUUGAUAUUCAAACACUAUAGAAUUGUAAGUGAACAACACUGAAACGCUGAUUUUUUCACAGUGACUAAAUUGUCCAAUAUUAUUACCAAAUUUAUACAUUUACUUACUUGAUGAAUGAAUCAUCACAGAAAUUCCAGAGAAAUUUUAUCAAUUCAUCUGAGUCACAUCGGUCAGUGCCUAUCGAUUAGUGAUAAUCAAUUUCAACAAGUAAAUUCAGUGUUUCAGAAAUCAAAAAGAUUGUAUUUCUUCUAGAAUAGUGUAAAAAGUUAAACUGGUGAGGAUUUUUUGAUAUUUCAAAGGAAGAUAGGAAUAUUGAACGGUUUCGGAUAAGAACCCUAAACGGGUACGAGUCUCAAAUGACCAUUAUUGUACAUUUAGGAUUUUAAAUUGCGUUUUUUUUUAUGAUGACAUAAGGAACAUAAGGAAUAUGUAUGCAUGCAUAUGUAUGUAGUCAGUUUAGUCAUGUCAAAAUUCACGCUUAUUGUCACACUCUACCUUAUUGCAGAUAACUUCAUGAUUAUUAGUGUUAUUUACUAUUCAGUAACUUUUUUGUACUAGGUGAUAAUUCCUGGUGAAAUGAAAAUUUGCACCGCAGCAAGAUUCAAACCUACGACCAUCAGGUUUCCAGUCCAAUGCUCUACCAACUGAACUACGUGGUCCGACUGCUGGUGGUGGCUGGUUUGAAUUCGGUCACGGAGCAAGUUUUCAUUUCACUUUCAAUCGUCACUCAGUAGAAAUAUUGGUCUGUCAAACUACGGCUAUCUCAGAUAGUCAAAUGAUAUUCAGUAACUUACAGCUCUUGCAUCACCAUCAUAUUACACCGCAUUAACUUUUGUGUGGAAUUAGGUUACGUAUACUAGAAGAAGGCGAGGCAGGACCGGUAAAUCAGCAUCAGUAUAAGUGAUAGAUAAUGGGUAGCAGUGAAUGCGUGUUUCGUCCUAUUUGGGACUCGUCAGUUAGAUGCACCUGCAGCCUGCCACUGAAUGAUGUUAUUCCCACCAGAACUCGAACUCAGGACCAAUAGCUUCAAAUGCCAGAGUGCCGUCCACUAGGGCACUAAGUCAUGAUAGGCACUUCUGGUGAUAUGCGUACAGUAUAGUUCCGAUACUAAAGCUUGAAAACCUCCGUCGUAAAUUUCUACCUAGUGGAUAGCGCCCUGACUUUUAAAGCGGCCUGUUCUGGAUUCAUGUCUCGAUGGUAACAACACCACUUUCUGGGAGGUAGGUACAUCCAGUUGACGAGUCCAAAAAAAGAAUAAACGUGAGUACUGGGUUACAAUGUUAGCCACUAUCUACCAAUAAUAUCAAGAACUUAAAACACCACGGUAUCGAGGGGUCCGCCACCUAUAAGUCAGUCAGUAGAAAUCAAUUAGUUUGGUCCAAUCAAAGAAGAUUUACAAGGUGUAACGACAAAACUAGGCCAACAUUAUGUCUAAAAGGCGAAGCUAGAUUUCUUAAAAAACAACUGACUUCUUUCUUCUCUCCAACUCUUCAAAAUUGUCCUUGUGCAGUAUAUAUGACAGCUUUGUUUAGUGGAACUUAAGCUAAGCCUCCAAUACCUUGUUUGUGUAGUACGCAUAUAAAAGGAAUAUACAUAAGUUCUAUACUAUAUUUUAACAUUUCUAAGGAAGCUAAAUAGCUACACAGACCAACUAAGAUAUUUGUACCGUUUCCCUCAAAAAACUGAGUCUCACCGUCUUCAACUGACAGAUAUAUGUUACCGGUAACCAUUUCUUUCAUUGAAGUGUUGACCACCUAGGAGCUUUUGUUAAAUUUGAAUAUUCUAUGUGAUUUAGUAAGUUAUAUUGAAUUGGUGAAUAGUAUAUAAAGCUAUAUGAUUCUCAUUUUAUUUCUAGUCACUGAAAAUUUGCUCACAAAUGGGAUGAUUACGUGAAAUAUAUGAAGAAAACUCACUUAGAGCCAACAUAGUCAUUUGACUGAAUUUUUGUAUUGUUGAUUUUGUAAACUCACUAAAUUAUCAACAUAAAUUAUGAAAAAAUGCAAUAAAAACUGUGGUUUUUCCUUUA
Molecule: messenger RNA, 10724 nt
Organism: Heterobilharzia americana
Lineage: Eukaryota; Metazoa; Platyhelminthes; Trematoda; Strigeidida; Schistosomatidae
Source: the annotation of a GenBank genome assembly